Messenger RNA from Periconia digitata, 1651 nucleotides. The record is from the annotation of a GenBank genome assembly. NCBI's taxonomy places the organism in Eukaryota, Fungi, Ascomycota, Dothideomycetes, Pleosporales, Periconiaceae.
AUGGCAAGCACCGCAGCCCUUCUAUUAUCGAGCGCUGCUCUUGCCCAUGGUUACACGUUCACUACCAGCUCCGUCCCCAAAGUUGGCUACACCACCGUCAAACCAGGCGGCACGUAUGCCCCAGUCACCGUUACAUCGCAGUAUCAGCCAAUACCUACAUAUAUCUCUUCGGCAUCAAGUUACGACACCUACCUGUAUGUUUCAACUGUUAUAGCCGAUGCCAACAGUAAGAACAUCACGGUGACAAAUACCGACCAACCCAUCACCUUCCACCACGAAAGGUAUACCAUCACGCACACCGGACCCGAGGACUCCAGCGCUUCCACAGGUCUUCCUCAUCCAUCUGGUAGCGGGCAUUAUCCAUACCUCCCAAAUGCUACCGUCGUUCACCAACCGCACACCUGGACAGAGCUAUACGAAAAAAUCGAUCAAGCACCAUAUCGCGAUCUCGGUCCAUCCGCUUUGCCCGCUUACUCUGGCUCCGGACUGUGCAGCAAGUGCCGUGGAGAAGGUAGCAUUAUUUAUCAGCCCGCACGAGUCAGCGAAUACAGUAACAACCAAUGGACAAAGUACAACACGACCUACACAUAUGGCCUCCCAGUACCCUCCGUAACAACCUACAAACAACCUGGAACAUACACGAUCCCAAAAUACGACGUAACAGUAGAACAACCGUCCACCGUCCCCGCCGAAGCUAGCUACACAGCUCUCCCCAGCAAAACCGUAACAUACGGAGGAUCUCUCACUGAAGUAACAGAGCCAUGCACCAUCACCGCCCACUACGGCGCAUACUCUGUAGCUACAUCGUCUGGCAAACCAACGACAAAAACUAUCAUCCGAACAACGACAAUUGUCGCGGGGAAACCGGGAACUUAUACCAUUGCGACACCGACGACUACAUGGUACUCCACCAAGGAAAUCUGCACGUAUCCAACAAUCAGCGUAUACCGCCCCGGAGUAUACGAGCACACACGCGAAACCGUCACUAUCACGAAGACCAGCGAAGCUUACACAUGCCGGUACCACAGCAGUUCGAUGUACCCCCCAAGCUCCUCGUACGCUACCCUAUCUAAACCAAUCCAAUCCACUAACAGCAUGGCUUCCUCGGUCGAGGCAACUUCAACACCAUCGCAUGCUACAAACGAACCUACCAUUCCUUCUUCUGAAGCCCAGUAUACUUCUCCGUCUUCAUCUUCAUCUUUCACUUCUUCCCCUCCACCGUCGUAUAUCCAGACAAUGCCGCCCCAUACGAAUUCUACUUCGUCGACACCGUGUCCAUCUUCCACCUCCAAAACAUCGCAUCUUUCUUCUGGAAGUCCAUCCAAACCAAGCUCCACCCCGUCAUCGUCCACGACAACACCGGAUAACCCUGAUCCAUCAUCUGACCACUACGAAGAGCCGAUGGAAAGCUACGGAACUGCUUCUUCGGGCGGGUAUGUGAGACGUGGUGGGGUGCUUGAGCGCAGGAAUGUUGGAGGCAAUAAAAACGCAAAGGCUGGGGCCGGGGUUGGGGCUGCGGGACGGAAGAGGGUUAUUUUUGUUUAGGGGGUGAGGGAAAGGAGGGGAAGUGUUGCGUGGUUUUUCUUCUUCUAAUAAUACUCGUAUCUAAUGAUUGAGAGAUGGGUUUGGGGUUAUAUAAUUUAUGGUAUCU